This is a messenger RNA of Cannabis sativa, 3050 nucleotides long. Its product is annotated as probable beta-D-xylosidase 5. Gene Ontology annotation, molecular function: alpha-L-arabinofuranosidase activity; xylan 1,4-beta-xylosidase activity. Gene Ontology annotation, biological process: arabinan catabolic process; xylan catabolic process. The transcript has 7 exons. The record is from RefSeq and is a predicted model, not a curated record. Lineage: Eukaryota; Viridiplantae; Streptophyta; Magnoliopsida; Rosales; Cannabaceae. Gene Ontology annotation, cellular component: plant-type cell wall. Bases 159 to 2702 code for a protein of 847 amino acids.
GCAAGAGAAUGAUUCCACAAGCUCUUUCCUGAAUCUACAAGCAAUUACUCUUUACAGUCUUAAAAGAUAAAAAAGUACUUUAAACCCCACUUCAUGAUCUAAACUUCUUACUAUAAAUACAAGCACAAACCAACUAAACAUAUAUCAACCCAAAAGAAAUGAAGUUAUCCCACAACAAAAUAGUUCUCAUAGUCCCUUUAUAUUGCCUUUCACUAAUAGCUAUCCAAAUAGUCCCAAGUACCACUCAAAAACAUGCAUGCGACCAAAGUUUCUCACAAACGAACAAUUCACCAUUUUGCAACACUUCCUUAUCCUACGAGGCCAGAGCAAACGAUCUCGUUUCGCGUCUCACUCUCCAAGAGAAAGUCCAACAACUCGUGUCAGGAAGCUCUGGCAUAAGCCGGCUUGGCGUGCCAGCCUACGAGUGGUGGUCCGAGGCUCUUCAUGGUGUCUCCAACGUGGGACCGGGGACAAAGUUUAAUGGAACCAUCCCCGGUGCCACCAGCUUCCCAGCUGUCAUUUUGUCCGCAGCGACUUUUAAUGAGUCGCUGUGGUACAAAAUGGGACAAGUAGUGUCGACCGAGGCUCGAGCCAUGUACAAUACUGGCUUAGCUGGGUUGACUUACUGGAGUCCAAAUGUGAAUGUUUUCCGUGACCCUCGGUGGGGCCGCGGUCAAGAGACUCCUGGAGAGGACCCUCUUGUGGUAUCCAAGUAUGCGGUGAAUUAUGUUAAGGGUUUGCAAGAAGUGAGUGAUGAUGAAGGUGAUAAGCUUAAAGUCUCUAGUUGUUGCAAGCAUUAUACUGCUUAUGAUGUUGAUAAUUGGAAAGGUGUCGAUCGGUUUCACUUUGAUGCUAAGGUGACAAAACAGGAUUUGGAGGAUACAUAUCAGCCACCAUUCAAAAGUUGUGUGGAGGAAGGUCAUGUGAGUAGUGUAAUGUGUUCAUAUAACAGGGUUAAUGGGAUUCCCACCUGUGCUGAUCCAGACUUGCUCAAAGGAGUGAUUAGAGGCCAGUGGGGCCUAGAUGGAUAUAUUGUUUCAGAUUGUGACUCAGUAGAAGUGUAUUACAAUGCCAUACACUACACUUCAACACCUGAGGAUGCUGUUGCUCUUGCCUUGAAAGCAGGUUUAAACAUGAACUGUGGAGAUUAUCUAGGAAAAUACACAGCCAAUGCUGUUAAUCUAAGUAAAGUGGAAGAAUCUGUAGUAGAUCAAGCUUUGGUUUACAACUACAUAGUCCUUAUGAGACUUGGAUUUUUUGAUGGGAAUCCCAAAUUUCUCCCAUUUGGAAAACUUGGGCCUUCUGAUGUAUGUACUGAUGACCACAAGGCUUUGGCACUUGCUGCUGCAAAGCAGGGAAUAGUGUUGUUGGAUAACAAUGGUGUUCUACCUUUGUCUCGAAAGGGUACAAAGAGCUUGGCUGUUAUAGGGCCCAAUGCAAAUGCCACAACUGUUAUGAUAAGCAACUAUGCUGGCAUACCUUGUGGUUACACUAGCCCCUUGGAAGGGCUAAAGAAAUAUGUUCAAGAUUUGAGAUAUGAGCCAGGGUGUGUUAAUGUCAAAUGCAGCAACGAAAGCCUCAUUGAGGCAGCAGCCAAGGCGGCGGCUGCAACCGAUGCUUCGGUUGUGGUGGUGGGGCUUGAUCAAUCCAUUGAAGCAGAGGGACUAGAUAGAGAGAACUUGACAUUGCCCGGGUUUCAAGAGAUGCUUGUUAAGCAAGUGGCGAAUUCGACUAAUGGAACAGUUAUUCUGGUUGUUAUGUCAGCUGGUCCAAUUGAUGUUUCAUUUGCCAAGAAUUUGAGUAAAGUUGGGGGGAUUAUAUGGGUAGGUUAUCCUGGUCAAGCUGGAGGAGAUGCUAUAGCUCAAGUCAUAUUUGGAGACCACAACCCAGGUGGAAGGAGUCCUUUUACAUGGUACCCUCAAGAAUAUGCAGAUAAAGUAUCAAUGACAGACAUGAACAUGAGAGCCAACACCAGUAAUAACUUCCCUGGUAGAACUUACAGAUUCUACAAUGGAAAAACAAUUUAUGAGUUUGGUCAUGGCCUAAGCUAUUCAACAUUUGCCAAGUACAUUAUAAAGGCACCUUCCACUGUACUAAUCAAACCAAAAUCCACUUCCAAUCAAAACAACAUUCUUUGUCUAGCUUCCAACUCAUGUGCUCAACUGAAACAUGAAACCCUUAACGGGCAAGCUAUUGAUGUUUCAACCUUGAAUUGCCAGAACUCUACAUUUGACCUUGUUGUUGGCAUAAUGAACAGGGGACCAAAAGAUGGUUCUCAUGUUGUGCUGGUAUUUUGGAAGCCGGCAAGCUCGGUGGACUUGAGUGGAGCACCAAAUGUGCAGUUGGUGGCCUUUGAAAGAGUAUUUGUUAUGAAAGGAAAGAAUGAGUCUGUGACUGUGAAAGUUGAUGUGUGCAAAGUACUUAACCUUGUGGAUAGUAAAGGGGAGAGAAACUUGAUCAUUGGACAACACACUCUUAUUGUUGGCUCCCCAAGUGAACGCCAAGUUAAGCACCAUCUUAAUAAAAAUGCACCAAGAAAAAACAAGGCCUUGGAAACUAAUCUUGGUUCUCACCUUACUCAUUCAUGCUUGCCAAGUUUGCACAUACCACCUAUCGAAUUCUCCAUCACCUUCACCAGCCAACAACAUGAUGCCAAAAGAAAUGAGUCAUGGGAAGGGGAGAAGAGGGUCAUCUGUGAUUAAAUUAUGUAAGGCAAAAUGUAAUGAAUGUGAACCGUGCAUGCCUGUUGAAGUGUCAAUAAGGAGAAUGGGUUUGGAAGAGGAGUACUAUUACUAUCCACAGGUGUGGAAAUGCAUGUGUGGCCACACUCUAUUUUCUCCUUAACUAAUAACUUGAUUUUCUCUAUUGUUUAAUGCUAUUGUUCACUCAGUACAGAUGAGAAAACUUUGUCCCAUAUUGAUAGAGAGAAGAAAGUAGUGUAUUCAAAUAAUAUAUUAAUAAUGCUUCUAGACUUGUAUCUCAGUGUCUAGUCCUCCCAACGAAAUUCUAAAACUAAAUUCUACAAAUAAUAUAUUUUUCAAUUCUUGCAA